This is a messenger RNA of Herpailurus yagouaroundi (jaguarundi), 1255 nucleotides long. It is a transcript of the gene CDKN1B, whose product is annotated as cyclin dependent kinase inhibitor 1B. Gene Ontology annotation, cellular component: cytoplasm; nucleus. The transcript is spliced from 3 exons. The record is from RefSeq and is a predicted model, not a curated record. Gene Ontology annotation, biological process: negative regulation of cell population proliferation; negative regulation of mitotic cell cycle; G1/S transition of mitotic cell cycle. Lineage: Eukaryota; Metazoa; Chordata; Mammalia; Carnivora; Felidae. Gene Ontology annotation, molecular function: protein-folding chaperone binding; cyclin-dependent protein serine/threonine kinase inhibitor activity. Bases 528 to 1124 code for a protein of 198 amino acids.
GAUCUCCUCCUCUGUUUAAAUAGACUUGCGGUGUCAAUCAUUUUCUUCUUCGUCAGCCUCCCUUCCACCGCCAUAUUGGGCAACUAAAAAAAGGGGGCUCGUCUUUUCGGGGUGUUUUUCUCCCCCUCCCCUGUCCCCAGAGCCUCGCCGCUCCGCGACUCCGACGCCGCCAAGGUUUGGAGAGCCGCUCGGUUGGCGGGACCCGCGGGCUCGCAGCAGCCCGGGACCUGGACUGGCUUUGCCACCCCCCUCCUCUCUCCUCUCCCCUCCCCUCCCCGCCCUCCCGCUCGCCGGUACACUUGAGCGGCGGCGGCUCGGCUGCCUGGCCGGGGCUUCCCCUCACCCCUCCCCCAGAGCCAGCGCGCCCCUGACGCUCGGGCAGUUACUUGUCCGUGUUUGUUUCUCUUGGCUCGGAGCGCAGUCGCAGGGCUUAUAAGAGGGGUUCGGGCUGGGUCGGGGCGUUUUGUUUUGUUCAGUUUUGUUUUCGGAGAGCGCGCGCGAGGCGGUUGUAGAGACCCGGGAGGAAGAUGUCAAACGUGCGAGUGUCUAACGGGAGCCCGAGCCUGGAGCGGAUGGACGCCAGACAGGCGGAGUAUCCCAAGCCCUCCGCCUGCAGGAACCUCUUCGGCCCGGUCAACCACGAAGAGUUGACCCGGGACUUGGAGAAGCACUGCAGAGACAUGGAAGAGGCAAGCCAGCGCAAGUGGAAUUUUGAUUUCCAGAAUCACAAGCCCCUGGAGGGCAAAUACGAGUGGCAAGAGGUGGAAAAGGGCAGCUUGCCCGAGUUCUACUACAGACCCCCGCGGCCACCCAAAGGCGCCUGCAAGGUGCCGGCGCAGGAGAGCCAGGAUGUCAGCGGGAACCGCCAGGCGGUGCCUUUAAUUGGGUCUCAGGCAAACACAGAGGACACACAUUUGGUAGACCAAAAGACUGAUACAUCGGACAACCAGACGGGGUUAGCGGAGCAGUGCCCUGGGAUAAGGAAGCGACCUGCUACAGAUGAUUCCUCUCCUCAAAACAAAAGAGCCAACAGAACAGAAGAAAAUGUCUCAGACGGUUCCCCGAACGCGGGUUCAGUGGAGCAGACGCCCAAGAAGCCUGGCCUGAGAAGACGUCAAACGUAAACUCCUCGAAUUAAGAGCAUGUUUCCUUGUUUAUCAGAUACAUCACUGCUUGGUGAAGCAAGGAAGAUAUAAAUUAAAAAUUUUAAAUACAUAUCGCGGACUCCAUGGAGUGGACAUCCUGUAUAAGCACU